This is a messenger RNA of Rhineura floridana, 3264 nucleotides long. RefSeq names its product calcium activated nucleotidase 1 (gene CANT1). Gene Ontology annotation, molecular function: UDP phosphatase activity; calcium ion binding; GDP phosphatase activity. Gene Ontology annotation, biological process: proteoglycan biosynthetic process. The coding region runs from base 905 to 2140 and encodes 411 amino acids. The record is from RefSeq and is a predicted model, not a curated record. Lineage: Eukaryota; Metazoa; Chordata; Lepidosauria; Squamata; Rhineuridae. The transcript has 4 exons.
UGGUGGCGAGGAAGCGGGGGUAUUUCUUUUGUCGGACACCUGGGUUCCCCUGUAGAAAACUGAGGAGAUUGGAGAAGGGGGGGAAGAGUCUGGCGUUUGCCGGGGCUUCUCUCAUUUUUCCUGCCCCCACCCACCGCCCUUUCCCGUUUCUCUGGGUUUAGGCGGGGCAUUGCGUGCAAGCCAGCCCACCAAAGCGCCCGUGUUCACAUCUUCAGUGCCUCUGUGUUGCCCUGGGCAGACCGUGGCGAAUCCUUUCGCGCGCCUUCCGUGCCAGAUACCUGGGGAUAUGAUUGUGGCUGUAUUGUCGGGAGGUCCCUCUCCUGCGAGCACUACAACGACCUCCUUUCCCGCAGGCCCAAGGCGAUGCCGGGAUGCAGCUUCUCAAGCGACCUCCUGUUGCCUCUUUUCUUCUGAAAAAUCCAAGGGACUCUGAAAGGAUUGUGUCACCUCUCUCAGACGGGAGAAGAAGCGGGGGAGGGGGAGUUCGUUUUUACAGGGCAAUCCCUUUUAAACGUGCGUUAGUACACCUGGAUUUGUAACAUCUCCCUCCUUAAAGUAGCAAAAAUACCUCCCCCCCCCCAAAGCCCCAAGAAAAUAUCCUGCGUGCAAAUGCUCCAGUGGUGAGGUGGCUUUCCUGGACACUUGCGUUGGUACAUCCUCUGUAGUGUUUUGAAAUUCUCCUGGGCAUUGUGUAAAAAUGUUAACGUGAUAGAGCUGUUGCUACCUUUUUAGAAAGACGUUUGCCUUGUGCAAGGGUGUUGCUGCAGCUUCUGCGUACAUCUUGUUCCAGCCGUUUAGUCGCCGGGGACCUUCUGUCAUUGAUUCCAUCAGGUCAUCAGUGAUGAAAUGUUGUAAGCUCUUUGCAAGCCCCAGCAGAUGGAACCUUUAACUAAGACUGGCAGACAUGGUUCCUGGGAACCUCAGGCUCAUGCCCGUCCCAUCCCGCCCACGCCUGCAAUGGGAUGAUUCUCUGAAUCCCUUGCGGAUUAGUGUGGGCAGCCUCCCAGUGCUGGCGUCCAUGACCAAAGCAACUGACCCCCGCUUCCGCCUGCGUUGGAAGGCCAUUGUGGCAACCGCUCUGGCCCUGGCCCUUGUGCUGCUCUUCCUCUGCUUUCAGCGUUCACCCUCAGCAAACCGACCGGUGCCUGUCAAUGCCCAUAACUGGGGUCACAGUGCACUGUCCAUUGGGCGGUACAAUGACACCUACCCAUUGUCACCACCCCAACGGAUUCCAGAAGGUGUGCGCUACCGCAUUGGACUCAUUGCUGACCUUGACACGAACUCCAAGAGUCCCAGUGAGCAUACCUGGUUCAGCUACCUGAAGAAAGGCUACCUGACACUGUCGGCCAGUGGGGACCAUGUCUCUAUUGAGUGGGAUUCCAAGGACCAUAUGCUGGAGUCUCACCUGUCUGAGAAGGGGCGUGGCAUGGAGCUCUCUGAACUGGUAGUCUUUAAUGGCAAGCUGUAUGCUGUGGAUGACCGCACUGGGGUAGUCUACCAGAUUGAUGGCACCAACGUGGUACCUUGGGUGAUCUUGUCCGAUGGGGAUGGCACAGUUGGCAAGGGUUUUAAGGCUGAGUGGCUGGCAGUGAAGGAUGAACAUCUGUACGUAGGAGGCCUGGGCAAGGAAUGGACAACAACCACAGGGGAAGUACUCAACCAGAACCCUGAGUGGGUGAAAGUCAUUGGCUACAAAGGUGAUGUGGCUCAUGAGAACUGGGUGGCCCAUUACAAUGCACUGAGGAAAGCGGCUGGCAUCAAGCCCCCAGGUUACCUGAUCCAUGAGUCUGCCUCCUGGAGCGAGACACUCCAGCGAUGGUUCUUUUUGCCACGCCGUGCUAGCCAUGGGCGCUACAAUGAGCAGGAGGAUGAGCACUGUGGCACCAAUUUGCUGCUUAGUUCCACCCCAGACUUUGUCGAUAUCACUGUGAGCCACGUUGGUGAUGUCAUCCCCACACACGGCUUCUCCUCUUUCAAGUUUGUCCCUGACACUGAUGACCAGAUAAUUGUGGCACUGAAAUCUGAGGAGGAUGCUGGACACGUGGCAACCUACAUCACCGCCUUCAUGUUGGAUGGGCGUUGCCUGCUACCUGAAACUCGUAUCGGUUCUGUCAAAUAUGAGGGCAUUGAGUUCAUCUAAUUGAUAGAAUGGAUACUUUGAGACUGGGCAGAUGAACUGUGUGUGGGGAUGGGGCAGAAGGCUUGCCCUGUGCUUCUUCCUCUAAUUCUGACUGUGCUGUGAAGUAUUAUGGGACUCUUUCAUGGCAUAGUUUUCACCUAUAUAAAAGCAACCUUGCUACUGGAAGUGUGGCCUGUUUCUGUGCUGACCCCUAGUGGUGCAGGGUGGGCAGUGCCUCUGCAGUAUUUCUUUUCUGCUUCAUUGCAUCCUGCAAGGAACUCUCCUGGUUUGUCUCAACUCUCUGCUUUAUUCAACUAGUCUGGUGAUCUUGCAGAAUGUAUGUGAAUAAUUGGUUUGAUCCUCUCCCUUUAUUUUACUUGCUAUGAUUCACAUGUGCCUUUGCUAGGAGGGGAGACCUUGGCAUUUGGUUAUCCAGCAAGGCUAUUAUCCAGUCAUUUGGGCCUACUCACUCCAUCCCACAGUAGCCUGACUGGAUCGGUGCUUCUUUACGAUGGGACAUCACAGAUGAGACCUGGAGUGGAAUGCGUCAGAUAAUAGUGGGGCAGGGGGUGUUAACAGGACAGCUGGGGAAACUGUUUGGAGCAAAAAGGUGAUCUAGUGUUAGCCCCCUUAUGACUGAGGCAAAGGGAUCACUUCAGUUAGCUGCUGUGUGCCAUUCCUAAUCUUGAGAUACCCCAGACUACAUAAAGGUAUGAACCCAAAAGUAUAUAUCGUAAGUCAUACUCGGGGGCCCAACCUCUGGCCCCAGUGUUCUCGUUUGGACAGUGGUUUGUAUCUGAUUAAGUCAUACUCUGAGAUGAAGUAAAUGGACUUAAGUUAAUUGACUGCUCACAAUAAUGCAUUGCUCAGGCUAGCAUUAGAGAGUUCUCCCUGGAUUCUUUUUUCUUCUUUUAUCUUUCAAGGUGGGUAUGGUUCAGGGUUAGACAGCCAACAUCCUAUGAGAGUACUGCAACUGGAAUGAUGUGUCCUAAUUUAUUCUGGCUGCAUUUGGCAUUCUUUGUCCUCCGUGAUUAAGCAGGGCACGUGUUCCUGGUUCAGGAUCUUCCCUUUCUGAGCAUUAACAUCAGCCCUAGCAAAACGUGUAUUUCUCACAAUAAAUGAUCAACAGCUUUUCUAGUCCAAAA